Molecule: messenger RNA, 4686 nt
Organism: Peromyscus maniculatus bairdii (prairie deer mouse)
Lineage: Eukaryota; Metazoa; Chordata; Mammalia; Rodentia; Cricetidae
Source: RefSeq, a predicted model, not a curated record
UGUGUGUGUGUGUGUGUGUGUGUGUGUGUGUUACAUGUUUUAAAGGCAGUAGAUGUAACUCGGAUUCUGGAUUUUCCUCUUAUUUGCUGUAUGGUCAAAGGUCCUUUCUCUCUCUGAGUGUUCUCAUUUUACAAACGGUCUUAGUUCUGUGUGACUGUCCAUCAUUCAGAGCCUUGAUUGGAAUGUUGCCUUUGCUUGAUACAAAAUAGGUGGAGUCAUCACCAAAGGCCCACACACACAGGGGACUUCCCAGGUGGAGUUGGGACUGGGGGUGUUCAGGACUGGCAGGCAGACCACUUUGAAAGCUAAAGCACCUGAAGAGACUGCCCUGGGAUCCUGUCUAGGGGCUGCAGGAGGCCUGUGGAGAUACUGGCGCUCACCAUCUCUUCUCUGGGUCCAUGAAGAUCUGCCUAGACGCUCAGAGGAGAGGUUCCCAGAACCCCUACCACUGUCAGGGCCAGAUCCCAGGCUGUGGUGAGCUCUGGCUGGGAGCCUUAAGGAUAAGGGGAUUGGAGGACUAGUCAGACAGACAGGAAGUCAGGCUUAAGAAGGAAAACAAUGCUGAGCUGGGAGCCAGAAGAUAGGUUCCCAUGCUGCUUUGCUCCUGAGCAGCUGGGUGGGCUGGCCAAGCUACUUUGGCACCCUGAGCGAGGCUCAGCAUCCUCAUCUGGAAAAUGGACUUUUAUAAAACCCAGAGGAGAGAGAACCUUGGCAGUGGUGCCAAGCAAACUGUAAGAUGAGAUUUGCCUGGGAGAUUUGGAGGAAGGGGCAGAUCAGGUGGCAGGGGUGUUUGACCACGAGCCUGGGGAAAGGUGGAACAGCGCCCUUGGCCCUGAAGCUGGGUGUUGCUGUGUCAACCUCUGACAGACGGUCCCUGAGGAGGGAUCGGUCUGCGAGGCAGUGACGUGCACAAGGCUAACCCAAUACCCAGAGAGACGCUUUCUCCAGCCAGGGAGACAAAGGCUGUAUUUCUUAUGUACCUUGGCUCUCAGAGCUUGUCCCCAGUGAACCAGGGAAGGUUUUGUAAACAAGCUGCCCACAGAUCUCAGGCCCUGGCUCACAGGGCCCUGCCUCCCGGGAGCUUUCACAGGCCUUUCAGCAGCUCUGCUUGUCCAGAUGUGAGGGUGAGAGAUACGUUUUUUUCCAGAUGUGGCUGGAACAAGCCCGAGGCAGUGUGCUAUCUGGUCUCUCCUGAAGCUGCCUUUCUGUGAGGUAUUGAGAAUGAUCCAACUUCAGAUGCCACAAAGAGAGUCACAUGGGCUGAGACCCUCCUGGUGAGCUGUGUAUGGCCCCGGUCCACGAAGGCCCAGAAGGCAGAUUUCUAUGUUGUUCAUAUUUACAUUCUCUGUGGCACUGAAGAUAAGUAAGAAAUCCCACUGUGAGAUCUGCGGGGUCCCAAGAUGAUUGAGGACCUGAGCUGUAACAGUGAGUGAAAUGGAUGAGCCUCAUAACCUCAUGGAUGGACGUGUCUGUUGGAUAGAUGGACAUUAAUCAAAUCAUCAUGCCAGAGUAAAACGAUUAGAAUAAAUGCUGUGGAUGCAGGAGUCUGGGAAAGUAACCAGCAGGGGCCAUGCCGCAGACUAGGAAUUUUAAAGGGGCUCGGGACUCCUAAAGGAGGUGACAUCUGAAUGGCGAUCUGAAGGCUGGUUGAGGUCGUUAGGCCAUGGUGAGGAGCCAGAUGGCCAGACCGCUGACCACCCCCAGCCCUUCGCAGAUGCAAGCCCGGAAGAAACGCAGAGGGAUCAUAGAGAAACGGCGCCGGGACCGUAUCAACAGCAGCCUUUCUGAACUGCGACGCUUGGUGCCCACUGCUUUUGAGAAGCAGGGCUCCUCCAAGCUGGAGAAAGCCGAGGUCUUGCAGAUGACCGUGGAUCACUUGAAGAUGCUCCAUGCCUCUGGUGGCACAGGGUUCUUUGACCCCCGAGCCCUGGCUGUUGACUUCCGGAGCAUUGGUUUUCGGGAAUGCCUCACGGAGGUCAUCAGGUACCUGGGGGUCCUGGAAGGACCCAGCAGCCAUGCAGACCCUGUCCGGAUUCGCCUUCUCUCCCACCUCAACAGCUACGCAGCUGAGAUGGAGCCUUCGCCCACACCCACUGGUGCCCUGGCCUUCCCUGUGUGGCCCUGGUCUUUCCUCCAUAGCUGCUCAGGGUUACCUUCCCUGAGCGGCCAGCUCGCCAUUCUGGGAAGAGUGCCUGGCCCUGUCCUCCCCAGUGUCUCUUCUCCCACUUUCCCCAUCUCAGCCCUCCGGUCCACUCCAGUGCACAGAGUGGCUGGCACCAUCCUGCCGGCCCGGAGGAAUCUGUUGCCCAGUCGAGGGGCAGCUUCCGCCCAGAGAGCCCAUCCUCCCGAGAGGCCAGCUGCCCCUCCGCCCACAGUCCCUGGUAGCAGGGUUGCCAGGAGCAACCACGUGGUCCCCGUCCUGCCGUCUUCUUCUCCGACAGCCCCUGGAGCUGGGAAAUCUGAUGACAGUGUGUCUGGUCCCAUCUCCAGUCCACCUCCUUUGGGGCCAACUGGGAGGCCAUCAGGAGCAGUGCUCUACCACUCGUGGGUCUCUGAAAUCACUGAAAUUGGGGCUUUCUGAGCUGACCCCACACACACAGCCAUCCCCGAGGAAUGGGAAACGUUCCUAUUCCCCCGCCCCAGGAGCUCUGAAAAUGGUGCCACCUUUUCUGAUUUAUUUUCUAGAACGGCUUCCAUACAAAGGCAUCUCUCCUCACCCAUCAGAGCCCCGCCCCCGGCCCCGCCCCCACCACCGACCCUGCUGCCCACCAGGCUCCCCUGUAGUCCUUUCAGAGCUCAGAGCCUUAGUCUCAUUCCCCACAGGCACAGAGGAGUUACAUGGUGCCUUGUGACCCCCCUAGGCACUGUGGACCCAGAACACAUGGACCUUGGGUCUGGAGCCGAAGCUUUAAUCUAAAGGAUUCCAUGGCCGGGGCAGGCUGCUCACACGAAGAGGUGGGACUCCUAGUCCUGAGGACUGGUGAGAUUCAGCCACUCCAGGCCAGCAGGAUGGACUGUGCUGUCUGCUUCACUUCCUGAAGACAGAAAUGAAGCAGGGGCUAUUGAGCCAUCUCUACAGCCCACCCUGUAACAGUGAAGCACAGGACAGAUCUGUUCGAUACAGCUACAGCCUGCAGCCACCGUCGUCCCCACUUCAGAUGCCCGCAUGACUAUCCACCAAGGCUUGACAAGUCGGGACCAGGAAGAUUCUCCACAGCAGCAAAGCUCUGAGGCAGGAGAUCCCUACCACCAGGUCUCCACAGCGCUUCAGACAGAAGCCAGGGCCGAGAGAGCAUCGGGAGAGCCCAGCUCCCUUUCUCUUGGGUACUGUCCUCCAGGACUAUGGCCCUUCCCAUGGGGUCCCCAGUGUGGAGGACCUGUGGCCAUGAUGGUGGCACCCCAAGAGUCAUUCUCUUGGGAUUCAGCACCAGACAUGUGAGCGGCCUGGUUUGCCUCCGGCUCCCAGAGCCCAGACUGCUGGCACAGCCGAGGGCCGUCAGGCUGGAUAAAAAUAACUUGGAGGAGGGGGAGAACAGGCAGAGGCGGCUGGGCUCUUCAAGGUCAUGCAGCGGGUCCAGGGCCUGAGAGCCUGCUCACCCAGAUUUCACACAGCUGGCUCCGCUCAGAGGCCAGCUCACUCCCCAGCUCCGCCUCGGCCGCCGCUUGCCUCUCUAGUGGGAAUAAAUGGCCGGUGGAACGGCAGAGGCUGAACUGACAUUUAGGGUUGCCCUAUCAGCAAACAAAGUGUGGAAACAUUUCUGUCCUCUUUGGUGAGCACCUGCUCCCCACAGUGCCCCCCGGGGGCCACCCAACGUGCCAUCUGGGGACACCCUGGUCAAUGCCUGGCAAAACCAAGAUUGUGGGGAUCUGGAACUGGUUGUUCACUGACGCUGGGGCCGUGGUGAUUGUGAAAUACGAGGUCAUCCUGGAAAGCCUCCAUCCCCCGUCCCCAUCCCAGCCUUGGAUGGAACCAUAGUCCCCAGAGCUGUGGUAAGGAGCCUGUGGGCACAAAAGUGGAGUUUACAAAACCCUGGGAGCAAAGGGGUCAUUUCAGAACAUCAGGACAGAGGGCAGAGGUCACCUGAGUGACCCAGAAAGUGCUUGCGACUAGGUCAAGAAGAGAUAAAGACUUCCUUCAUUUCUUAGUGGAAGCAAUUUCUUUAAUCUUGCUGCCAUAUUGGACCCAUCUGAGGGCAUCCCUGUGGAGUGCAUGGUCAGCCCACCGAGAAACACAGGUGCAGGGAGGCUAGAAGAGGCAUGCAGUCUCCUGGGGUGGGGAGAGGUGAUAGAAGUCCCUGGAUAUUAGGGUCUUACUGCAGGCCUGCAGUUCGGCAGCCUCCUAGCCAGAGAUUCGGUGUUCACUCACGGCUGCGCUAUGGGAAACACAUUUCCCCAUUGCGGGUACCCGAACCGCGAAGCAGUCUGUUGGCACCAUGGAAACACGGCAAAAAUGGCUGAGCCCUUUGAUCAUCCAUCCUGGGUGGUGUUGGCUUCCUUCUCCCAGGAGACUGGGCAGGUCACACACACACACACACACACACACACACACACACACACACAGCCGAGUACUCACGCCUCCUGUUUCUAGUCCCAACCCUUUCUGGUGGCCCCAACACUCUCAUCCCACUGCAGGGUGUUGCAGGCAAGCAAUAAAGAUGUUUAGUUCUGGAAACUUCCACCACCACA